UCUUGGAAAGCCAAAAUUUCAAUUUGAAGACGCUUUUGUUUUGUUCUCUCCCUCGCUCGCUUCGACGCAGUACAGUUCACUCCACAGUACUGACUUACACAUAGGUUUUUCUUUCUUUCCAUUUUCGAUUUUCUAAUUCCUCAAUUCAUCUUAUAAACAUUGAAUUUCUCUUCUUCGCGGAUUGUUCAAUCACUAUUAAUUUGUUUUUGUUUGUUAUUAUAUAUAGAUUAUAGAUUUUAUUUAUUUAUUUAUUGUUGUGUGUUUGAUUUCAAUUGUUGUAUUCAGCUUGUGGAUGAUUAGUGAUUCAUCAUCGAUGUACAUGUAUUGUAACAAGAUUUCCUGUCGUUGCGAUAUCUUGAAUUCAUGUAGUCGGCAUAUCAGUGAUUGUUGGUUCAAGAUUGGAUCGUCUGGAUUUUGUGAUUGGUAUUUUGGGUUUUUGAAAAAAAAAAGUCAAAAUUUGCAUAUUUUGUGAAUUGUCUGAUUUGAAUUCAAUGAUCAUCAAUAUAGUGAUUGAUCGCGUGAAUGCAUGAAUAUCCCAACUGCAACAAAUCCAUUUUGGGGGAAUUUCAAUCCUAAUAUUUGCUUUCAUUAUGAUCAUUGUUGCCCUGUGAGUGAGGGAAGGGAUGCUUCCCUUAACCCAGGAAAGUCGGUGAGGGUUGCCCAAGCUUUAUAAACACUACAUAGGCCAUAUGAAGGUGUUGGAGGCUGCAAUGAAGGCAACCCAAAUGCCGCAAUUAUGCGGCCAGGGGAGGACCACAAUGAAGGUGGAAUUUCCAAUGGUUAGUGGUUUUGAAGGCAAUGCUAUAAAGCUCUCCAUAGAGAUGGAACUGACCGGUUGUAGUUCAAAUGCCCAUCAGGGUGAGUCUUCAGGGGCCUCGCGUGAUGCCAACGAAAAUAGUUUGACUGGGAAAGAAGCCUAUGUGAACCCUGCUGAGAUUGCAUGGAAUCAAAUGAGGAAAGAAUGGGUCGGUGAUCGGUCUAAAAAAAUACAGAGACCACCUGAAGCUUCAACUAUAUGCCUGACAGAAGACAUGCUUUUCUAUGGAGAACCUUUCCAUCAGCCUAUACCAUUACCUGCGGUGGUAGACUAUUUUGUUAAAAUUUGGGAAGACGAAGGUCUCUUUGAAAUAGCUAAUAGGUAACUCUGCUGUAAAUUUCAUCUUGCAUGAGUUUAUGUGCUCAGAGGCCAUUGCAAGCACAUUGCUGAGACUGAAAUAGACCCUUUAAGGUGAGAUUGAUUGAAGUCAUGGAAUGGUUUUGUUAGCAGCACAAAUAAGCUCAAUAGCAAUUUCCGCCUGCCACAACGUAGAUUUUGGAGUCGUUUGUGACUGGCUAAACAUUCAUCCUCAAGUUUUUUUUUUUUACAUUUUUAAACUUGAAUGCAUUCUCAAUGAUUACAAAGUUGGGAAUCUCAAUGUUUUGAUGGAAUUUGAAACAAAAAGUUGAAUUCACACCAUUGUUCAA
Molecule: messenger RNA, 1464 nt
Organism: Trifolium pratense (red clover)
Lineage: Eukaryota; Viridiplantae; Streptophyta; Magnoliopsida; Fabales; Fabaceae
Exons: 6
Coding region: 690-1142 (150 amino acids)
Source: RefSeq, a predicted model, not a curated record